CUCGAGAUCCGGUCCUUUGAGCUCGGCGUCUGCGUGCAGCCCGACCGGCCAAGCGAGCUCGUCGAGCCGCUCGGAAGCGGAGAGCAGGCCGAGCGGGCGCGCCCGCCCUCGGUGUGGGCGCAGGCCAUCCCUUUCCACAUCGAGCGCCGCGUGCCGUGCGCCGACCCGUUUGUGAGCCGCUCGCUGACGUACACCGAGGGCAAGGCGGAGAUGGGGCACCUAAACUACUGA
Messenger RNA from Emiliania huxleyi CCMP1516, 231 nucleotides. RefSeq lists its product as hypothetical. The transcript has a single exon. The record is from RefSeq and is a predicted model, not a curated record. The annotation marks the transcript as partial. NCBI's taxonomy places the organism in Eukaryota, Haptophyta, Isochrysidales, Noelaerhabdaceae.